AUGCCAGGACGGGCAUCUCUCCAUCUUGCCAGCGUACGAGGCCGUCAGCUACCCUCAGCUGGGUUAGCCGGCCUGUCGUCUCAGUGUCGCUGCUGUCGCAAUGCAAGCGGCUACUUGGAGCCACAGAUGAGAGCCAAGUGUCCAGCGGGGGCCAAAAGCACAUUGUGCUGGACGCUGGCGGUGUGUGUGCUGGGAUCAGCAGUGGCUCCCGAGACCACGAGGCAGCUAAUCACUCGCACCCUGAGGUUGACCACCUUCCUCAAAAAUGACUCGACCGAACUGCGCAAGAUCUAUCUCCAACAGAUGGGGAGCCCUUUCUCCGACCCAGAAUUUUCGCUGCCCAGACGACACCUGGAGGGCGUGCCAGAUGCCGAGAUCCCGAUUCUGACCUGGUUCAACCUCAGCGCCCAGGAGCGGCUGGGUGCCGACCUGGGGGCACUUUCCAUCCUGCUGAAGCUGCUGGAGGUGAUGGCUGAGGACCUGAUGGUGCUAGGGGACUCUUCCUCCCCCCCGGGGAAGCUGCUAGGACAGCUGAAUGCCCAUCGCUCCAACGUGAAUGGUCUGGUAACUGGGCUGUGCAAACUGCUCUCUGCUCUGGGCUACACACCCCCCACCCUCCCCCUACCCCUCGCCACUCCCUCCUGCGAGACCUCGGCCUUCGAGUGCAAGGUGCGGGGUUACCUGAUCUGCCGGAAUUACAUGGGCUGGCUGGCAAGGACAGAGCGAGACCUCGGCCUGCUGUCCCACUCUGUCUCCUCUGCCUGA
This is a messenger RNA of Hypanus sabinus (Atlantic stingray), 765 nucleotides long. RefSeq names its product cardiotrophin-like cytokine factor 1 (gene clcf1). NCBI's taxonomy places the organism in Eukaryota, Metazoa, Chordata, Chondrichthyes, Myliobatiformes, Dasyatidae. The record is from RefSeq and is a predicted model, not a curated record. The transcript has 3 exons. The coding region runs from base 1 to 765 and encodes 254 amino acids.